AAGUCAGUAAUUAAGUAACUUUUACGGGAUUGUUACGCUUUUUAAUGUUACACGCUAUUUUUUGUACGAUCGUUUUGUUUUUGAUUGGUGCAUUUUUGUAAACUACGUGCUUAAACCGGUGACUUGGUUAGUUUUUGCAAUAUUACAUUAAUAUUUACUUGAAUUUUAUACACAUUUGUCUAAUCAGUAAGUGUUGUGGGUAAUCGUAUGUGUGAUCCAUGCAUUUAAAUGUUUACUAACAUUAAAAUUGUGUGAAUUGAAUUAUAUUACUAUUAAGUAAUGUAGUUUAUAAGAAUCCAAAAUGACAGUAACUUAUACCGGCGAAGUAGCAACGUGUCGUGGGUUUGGAACAUUCUUAAAAGUUUUAUAUCGAUGGCGGGGCAGCAUUUACAAGUUGGUGUGGCUGGAUCUCCUUGUGUUCCUACUGAUAUAUUAUUUCCUAAAUUUAACUUACCGCCUGUUACUAGAUGAAGAAGCAAAAAGAACGUUCGAAGGUGUGGUGAAUUACUGCAGCUUCCACGGCAAUGUGAUCCCGCUGUCGUUCGUGCUGGGGUUCUACGUGACCGUGGUAAUGAACCGCUGGUGGAACCAGUACACCACCAUUCCAUGGCCGGACUCCAUCGCCGUCUUCGUCUCUGCCACCAUUCACGGACAGGACGAGCGGGGGCGGCUGAUGAGACGCACGAUUGUCCGCUACGUGUGUCUCUGUCUCACGAUGGUGCUUACCAUGAUCUCCCCCCGCGUGAAGAAAAGGUUCCCUACGAACAGCAACUUCGUCGAAGCUGGACUCCUUCUCGAAAAUGAAAAGACAAUCAUGGAAAACCUCAAUAACAAAUUUCCAAAGCCAUCGAAACAUUGGUUACCUAUAGUGUGGGCGACAAGCAUAGUAACGCGAGCCCGGAAGGAAGGGCGGAUACGAGACGACUUCGCCGUCAAAACAAUAAUAGACGAACUCAACAAAUUCCGGGGGCAGGCGGGCCUGCUCCUCAGUUACGACACUAUUAGUGUGCCCCUUGUAUAUACUCAGGUAGUUACCAUAGCUGUUUACUCAUAUUUUAUUACAUCAGCGUUGGGAAGCCAGUGGAUCGAUAACAAGCGGCAGUCUCACAGUGAAACUGUAUACAUCAGUAAUAUAGAUCUCUAUUUUCCGAUAUUUAGCACCUUAGAAUUCUUCUUCUACAUGGGUUGGUUGAAAGUGGCGGAGUCCCUAAUAAACCCCUUCGGUGAAGAUGACGACGACUUCGAAGUGAACUGGUUGAUUGAUAGAGACUUACAAGUAUCGUACAUGAUCGUGGACGAAAUGCACCACGAACAUCCGGAGCUGAUCAAGGACCAGUAUUGGGACGAGGUGUUCCCCACCGAGCUGCCGUACACCAUAGCCACGGAGAACCAGAGAGAAGAGCACCCGGAGCCCUCGACGGCGCGCGUGGCCGUGCCCGUGCGCCAGCGCAGCAUGGUGACGGUGGCGCCCUCCUCCGUCAAGAUCGACGAGAUGGUGCCCUCAAACACCGUGAGUUACAAGUUCGCCCCGCCCGAGCAACUCCAAAUGAACGACGAUGCACAGUCUGGCAUCCACUUUAUUGUGUCCCGUGGUAGUAAGCGUGGGAAGAAAGAGGACAGGAACUCGAUGGGGUCGACUAACUCCAUGACGUCACUGCAGCAGACGCCGAUGUCCCGGGUCGCGUCGGUCACGUCCAUGCUCAAGCGGCUGUUCUCCAAGGAGGAGCAGCGGCAAGCUGCCGGCCAGGUCGCAUCGCAACCGGAUGGGGUGUCGCGCUUUACAGUGUCAUCCAGCAAUCCAGCGCUGAAUAAGCCGACGGCGACGAGCGGCAGCAUGAAGAUAGCUAACGAAGUUAUCGAGGAGGUGGACGAGCAAGCCACCAUCACCAGCAUGAGGCAGCGCCCUGAGAACAGGCCGACCGCAAUGAGUUUAUUCAACCAAAAUCAUGUCAAUCCCAGCGAACCUGUGAAUGUACCGUCCAGAAAUUCUAAUCAUUCCAAUACGCGGCUGUCGUCGUCGGCGCCGACGAACUGGAGCCGCGCGGACGACGGCAGCCCCGCGGCCGCGUCGCUGAGCGCGGGCUCGUCGCCCAGUCUGGCCGGCGCCCGCGCGCGCCUCGACAGCGACGUCGGCGCAGAACUCAGCGCCGCCGGCAGCAACACUCUCUUGGACGAAGUGGACGGCAGCGAAGACCCCGACGCGGACGAGUUCGAGCGGCUGCGCUGCAAGCGCGAGCAGGACCGCCACGAGAAGUACCUGCAGAAGCUCAUGGCCGCGCGCUCCGUCAGCGCGCAACAGCCGACGGGAAGUGUGGAAUUGAUAGACAACGAUUUGUUAUUAGAAGACCUAUUAGCACAAUCAGCAGCAUCGAGGCAGAAAGAAAUAUCCAACAGUGAAAAGAAAGAUACCUGACAUAGUAGCUUUAUAUUCCAGUGGGAUUAAAUGAUAUCUCAGUGCAGUUCAGUAUUAGCAUUUGUGAUAAAAUAAGUCUUUACAGUGAUCUAGAUUAGUAUGAAUCAUGUGCCCAGGGCAGCCCAAGUGAUAUGGUUUACGUAUGUAUUUAUUAUUUAAGAGUAAAUAAAUCAACUUUACAUGAAUGAAA
Molecule: messenger RNA, 2603 nt
Organism: Plodia interpunctella (Indianmeal moth)
Lineage: Eukaryota; Metazoa; Arthropoda; Insecta; Lepidoptera; Pyralidae
Product: bestrophin-4-like
Exons: 13
Coding region: 302-2413 (703 amino acids)
Molecular function (GO): chloride channel activity
Source: RefSeq, a predicted model, not a curated record